This is a messenger RNA of Caenorhabditis angaria, 3124 nucleotides long. The record is from the annotation of a GenBank genome assembly. Lineage: Eukaryota; Metazoa; Nematoda; Chromadorea; Rhabditida; Rhabditidae.
AUGAGCUACUUGUCACCACUUCCACAUUAUUCAUCACCAAGGUAUCUCUUUGCUUUUUGGUGUUGCGUCAAUUUUUUGUUGCCCACUUUAUAAAAAAGAUCGUAAUUUGAUUUUCAGCCUCGGCCGUUCUCGAUCAUAUUCAACUUUAUCAACUUUGGAUAACUCGAUUGACACAUGGGACCCCCGCCUCCGCCUCCACCACCCCCUGUACUCUCAACCGUGAGUUAAUUUUUCAAAAUUUUUUAAAAUAAUUUUUUAUUUUGAAGACAACGUCAUUACCAUCUCGCCAAUGGAAGACAGAGAAUGCACCAAGACGUGUCGACAAUUCCACACUUCGUAUGUUUUUCUGAACAACUUUUGAUCUUUUUUCAAACAUAAUUUUCAAAUCACCUCGAGAACUAUGAAAAAGUAGUAAUUUUUGGAAUUUUCCCGAAUAUAACUAAUGAGUAUUUUCAAAAACAUCUGUUCAAAAUCUUUGCUCGAGUUUCCGAUUUCUAGUCAAUUUUUUUUACUUCAAGAGUCUAAAAGAUAAUGUUUUUUUUAAUUGAAAAUCUGUUCAGCACAAGGUGUAGUAAUUUCCUACCCAAAUUCUUUAGGCUUCAAAAUUUUAAAGAAUUUUUCUGGUAGAUCAAAAAUAUUUUUUUCUCUAAAUCUCUCAAUUUUGCGUUGAAUUUCGUCGUUUUUAGUCCCACCUUUAAAAUUGUGUCAGGUCUCAAAAAAAGCGCGAAAUUUUUGGGUAGUGAAUUUUUUUUAUUAGCGGUUUAGAGUUUUCCUAUUCAUCAAAUUCUAUUCACGAUGUUCGCAAUUAUUUAUCCAAUCCCCAAAUAUUGUUUUCAGCGUCGUCCAAGCCGACCCGUCCCACAGUGGACGCUGCGGCAUUACAGCACGCAGCCGCUCGUCUGCGUAAGACCGGCUACAACGAACCGGUUCGAAGUGACAUCGAGAAUCUAUCCGAUGAACGAAUGGGACGAUCGAAUCAACGAACUUUUGACGGAGAUCGGUCGAACCGCUCGCAGUUCAGUCAAUUGGAAUGCAAUCAACCCGGAGAAACGAUUCUUGCUACGCCCGCUCGUGCCAGCGAAUCUCGUCCGAUCGGGAACAUACAUCGAUAUCCCGAUUCGUUAAAUCAAACAAUAUCAAGAGAGGCUCCAUUAUCAACUAGUUCUACAUUAAACUCAUUUUCUUCUUCUACUUUAAAAAAUCAAACUUCUUCAAAUUCACCGCCUUCAUCAACUUCUUAUAUAUCACCAUAUUCAACUAAAUAUUCUUAUCCAACACCAACAAAUAAUUUCCGAUCAUAUCAUAAGGACGAUGACUAUUUUAAUAAUUUAAAUUCAACUCCAACAAAAAAUAUUAAUAAUAACAACAGCAAAACAACAUCUGAAACUGUUUUAGAAUGGACUGAACCAUACGAUCCAAGGUUUGCAUUUAUUUUGUGAUUUUCGAUUAAUCAUUCGAAAUUUGAAUAUUUACAGUAAACCAAUCCGUAAUGCUCGUGAAAUGAUUCACGAAUAUUCAACAACAAACUAUGUUCUCGAUUCGUCUCCAACUCCUCCUCCUCCACCUCCAUCUUCUUCGAUUCCAAAUGAAAACAACAAUACAUUUGAGCAAAAACAUAAAGCAAGAAAUUAUUUGCAAAAUACAUUGGCUAAACAACUCCGAGAUGAUGGUCUUACUGAAUCACAAAAAUAUGCAAAUCAAUAUCAAAAAACAUCGAAUAUUUCUUCAACUUCGAAUAAUUUGCCCUUUGAUGUCAACAAAAUUGUGAAGGUAUUUUUUUUUAAUUGAACUACUGGUAAUUAGAAAGUUAACCCGAUUCAGAAAAAUUUUGAGAUUAAAAAAAAUUGUUGCAAUUUUCCAUUUCCACUCAUGUUUUUUUCUUUUUAAAUGCUCUUCAUUAGAAGUACACUUCUGAAUCUUCUGUUUUUUCAUUUUUUUUCUUUUCGACAAAAAAUACAAAUGGGGGGGAAUACUUUGAAAUGUAUGAAUGAGGGAAGAAUACUUGAAGGCACAAAAUUAUUCGAGAAAUAAAAAUGCUGACCCCAAUUAUGUAUAGUUCGGAGCAAAAGUCAUAUUUUCUUUUCGAGCGAAGAGUCGUAAAAUUUCAAUUUUUUUUUCUCUGGAAAAAGAAGGAUUUUGAGAUUUAUGAGAGCUCGGUUUUCAAAAGUUUUUGAUGAAAAUUUGAAUUUUUUCGGAAUUCGGAAGAAAUAAAAUGCAAUGAAAAAAGGGGAGAAAAUGAGAAAUGUUUCCAAUUUCUCUCCUUUUUCGUCCUGAGCUUUUCCUUCAUCAAAAACAUACUUUCUUUUUGUCGGCCGUUUUUUUUCAACAAUCGAUUUUGUCUCCCUCCCACAUUUUUCGUUGUUUUCAUGUUUAUUACUACCCUUUUUUGAGUAUACAUUCAUAUAUGCUCUUUUUUAUGUGCUCUUUUUUUUUUGAGAGUUAUUUUUUUCAUAAUUUUUUUGUUAGUAGCAAAAGUUUUUAAAGCAAAGUUAGUUUUCUUUUCUCUCUUUUUCUGUUUUUUCCAAUCACAUUAUUGUUGGCGAUAAAUUUUGUCGUCUUCCAGAUUCUUUGAAAAUUAAUCACUUUUACUAGUUUGCCAGAAAAGCCCCCAAGAAAAUUUUGGCUUGAAAAAAUAGUCCUAUGGGACAGAGAGCAUCACUAAUUUGGUGUUGGGUGCCAAAAAUACAUCUUUUCAACAAAAAAAAGUUUUUUGUUUGACGUUUUCGGACGGAUAAGCAUGUGAGAAAAAGUGCAACAAAAAUUUUGGGUUUUGUGUUUCUGUUUUUGGAGGAAGAUGGGUUUUAUAUUUAUGUAUAUUCGAGGAAAAAAUUUGAAAAUUAAAAAAAUAAUAACAUUUUUCAGGAUUCAUACAAUGGGGAUGAAGUAGAUCAUCUUGUUCAUCAGAUGAGAAAUAAUCUCGACACAACCUACAGUAAUCCAUCAGUUGUACAGUAUCCAAGAAGAGAUUCAAAAUCACCAUCUUCCUCAGAUUAUCGAAUUCAAACAAACAAUUUCUCGCAGAACACGAAUACAAUUACACGAAAAAUUAUGAAUAUCAGUGAGUUUUUUUUUUGGAAUCUUAAGAAUUAGCUGUAAAAAUGUUGGAGUAUUAGAUUGUGGAUAG